AUGAAUCGAUCUUUACCCAACUUACAACCGUGUUCUACCAACUCGACCGAGACGUCAACCGAGUCGAUUGAAGAAAAUAAAACGCUGGUCGCCCAAAGAUCAUUUCCGAACUUGAGAUUAAAGAAUAAAAGAUCAAUUGGAGAUGAUAUAUCAAAAUAUGCAAAUGAAAAAAGAAACCAUGACUUUCACGUAUUAUUUAGAAGUAUACCAGGAGAGGAAAGAUUGAUUGAAGAUUAUGGUUGUGCGCUUCAAAAGGAGAUCCUACUUCAAGGUCGGAUGUAUAUAUCACAAAAUCAUAUUUGUUUUAAUGCAAAUAUAUUUGGUUGGAUAACCAAUUUGGUCAUUGCCUUUACUGAAAUUGAAUAUAUCGAAAAGAGGUCAACAGCUAUCUUUAUACCCAAUGCUAUACUGAUAUCAACUGCAGAUGCAAAGUAUUUUUUUGGUUCCUUUUUAUCUCGUGAUCAUGCCUAUGACCAAAUGAUGGAACUGUGGAAACAAUCGCGUCAAUCAACCACAGAAGAUGAAGAUGACACAGCUUAUACUAGCUCAUCUUCUUUUGAUCAAGAUAGAUCCCUUUUAAAUCAAUCCACUAUGGAUGAGAGACAGAUAUCAUUAGCCUCCUUACCUGCUCAAUCUAACGUUAAAGUCACUGAAUCGAUCAGACGUAGAGCCAUGUCGGAGGCACAAGUAGCCGCAAGGCCUAACCUACAAAACUUUGGUAUGCAACAGAUAAAAGAAAAGACGACGUGUGAUUGCAGUAAAAACGAGCAACACUUUCCAACCGUUGUCAUGGAUAACGUAUACGACAACACAACCAUUGAGACAUUAUAUCACUUAUUGUACAGUAGUACCUUUAUGCAUCAAUUCUUAACGCAAGUAGAAAAAAGCACGGAGGUCUGUAUUGGUCAGUGGACCAAAGUAGAAGAGUGUGAAGGCAUUGAAUAUACAAGAAAAUCAUCCUAUAUCAAGUAUCUGGGCGGAACCAUUGGACCCAAGUCAACGAAAUGCUAUUUGAAAGAAGACAUGAUACAUCUUGACACGACCAACUAUAUUUCGCAGUUAACAGUCACCCAAACUCCUGAUGUGCCUUCUGGAAGCUCAUUUCACGUCAAGACUCGUACGUGUAUUUCAUAUGCCGGUCAUUGUCAAGUACGAGUGCUGGUUACUGUGCUUGUUGAAUUCACAAAAUCAUCGUGGCUAAAAUCUACUAUCGAAAAGGCUUCUAUAGAUGGUCAACAAAACUUUUACAAAAGCUUAGAUGUGGCUAUACGCAAAUACUUGGAUCAACAUCAAGAUAAUCAUCAUAAAAGAAAAAGAAAUCAUCGACACAAAUCAUCUCACAAGCCAUCGAAUACAAUUAUGCCAAGUCAUCAAAAGCAGACAUCAAUACAGAUACCAAAUUGGAUCUUUAAUAUAAAACCAGCUCAAAUUGUGAUAUUUUGCAUGACCAUGAUGAUAUUCACAAACAUUUAUAUCGCAACAAAGAUAUCCAAGGUUGAUAAAAGACUUGGACAUCUCUACAGCCAAGACAGUGACAGUUGGACUCAUCCAAUCCCAGGAGGUGAAGAGAAUGAUUGGUUAUUAUUAUCCAAGCAUAAGCUAGAUCAGCAAAUGGUUGAACUUGAUAAAAUGAUCAAGAGAGCAAGCAAAGAUAUCCAUCAAAUAACCAAAACUGCUCGAUAUCAACGAGACAGAUUAUUCCCCCAAUAA
Molecule: messenger RNA, 1710 nt
Organism: Rhizopus microsporus ATCC 52813
Lineage: Eukaryota; Fungi; Mucoromycota; Mucoromycetes; Mucorales; Rhizopodaceae
Product: GRAM-domain-containing protein
Exons: 6
Coding region: 1-1710 (569 amino acids)
Biological process (GO): intracellular sterol transport
Cellular component (GO): plasma membrane; endoplasmic reticulum-plasma membrane contact site; mitochondrion
Molecular function (GO): sterol binding; sterol transfer activity
Source: RefSeq, a predicted model, not a curated record